Schizophyllum commune H4-8 is the source of this 2018-nucleotide messenger RNA. RefSeq names its product MFS general substrate transporter. The transcript has 12 exons. Gene Ontology annotation, biological process: transmembrane transport. Gene Ontology annotation, molecular function: transmembrane transporter activity. The record is from RefSeq and is a predicted model, not a curated record. Lineage: Eukaryota; Fungi; Basidiomycota; Agaricomycetes; Agaricales; Schizophyllaceae. Bases 415 to 1845 code for a protein of 476 amino acids.
CCCCAGCCCCCUCAACAAUUCCGAAUUACCUGGAGUAUCAUACACAUAGCGCUUCUUUCAGCCCUGUCCUUUGUUCCAAGAUGGGUCUGUGCUUCAUAUCCCCUCAUACCCGGGCAUGAAACCCAUCCCUGAACCGCUACCGACCAUUGUUCCCAUUCUGGGACCUGAUUUCAUAUGUUCCCCUAUACCGGAUGACCAGGUUCUCUGCUGGAUGGCGAAUGCGGAGCGCACCUGAUAGCAAAAUUUAGGGAUUGGCUCCCGAGUGGACGUUGAUGGGCCUUAUAUACAGCCCAUGCCGUACUGGGCUAUCACUCGUCCCCUUCCUACACCAUCAACGAGCUUCGGGCAGCCGGACUCAAGUGGAAGCUGACAAUCAUCGAGUGACGGGCGCUUAACGACUCUCUUGACUUCGCCAUGUCUUCUCUGGACGAAAAGGACAACUCCUCCGCCGUCGCGGCCUCUAUCAACAACGUUGAGAGCCAGGGUGAGGUGCACAAGGUCAUUUGGUACCGGUCGUCGUACUACAAUGCAAUUAUCCUGGGACUUUGCAACUUCUGUGCGCCCGGUUUGUGGGGAGCGAUGAACAGCUUGGGCGCUGGUGGCGCGCAGAGCCCGUACCUCGUCAACACCGCCAACGCUCUCAUCUUCUGUCUCAUGGUCCUGAGUGCAUCGUUGUCGUCAUCCCUCGUCAACCUCGUCGGGAUCAAGAUCACUUUGAUCCUCGGGACUCUCGGGUACGCUCCCUACGCUGCCGGCCUAUAUGUCAACAACCGCUUUGGCACCGAGUGGUUCGUCCUCUUCGGCGCCGCCCUUUGCGGUCUGGCGGCUGGGACAUUUUGGAUGGCCGAAGCCGCCGUCGCGCUGUCGUACCCUGAGCCCGAGCGUCAGGGCAAGUUCCUCGGUCUUUGGCUUUCCUUCAGGAUCGGUGGCCAAGUCGUCGGUGGUGCGAUCAACCUCGGCAUCAACGCGAAGAGGAACGAGGCUGGCUCGGUGUCGUACACCGUCUACCUCAUCUUCAUCGCUCUGCAAUGCCUCGCCCCGGUCGCCGGCUUCUUCCUCACGAAGCCGGAGAACGUGCAACGCACGGACGGCGCGAUCGUGAACCUGCAGUCGAAGCACUCGGCCUGGACGGAGUUCAAGCUCGUGUACAAGCUGUUCACGCGCCCGAAGUUCCUGCUCAUCAUCCCGCUCAUUGCGAACUACGUGUACUCCGAGAGCGUGUUCUUCACGUACAUCAGCUUAUGGUUCACUGUCCGCUCGCGUGCCCUCGGGUCGUUCGUGUCCGGUCUGGCUGCCGCCCUCUCGGGUAACCUCAUGGGCCGCCUCCUCGACAACGAGAAGUGGUCCCUCCGCUUCCGCGCUCGCGCGGGCUUCUUCAUCACGGCUACGCUUCAGGGCGCCCUCCUCGCCUGGAACGUCGGCAAUUCGUACCACUAUAUCCGCACCAAGCCCACAUACGACUGGGUCGACGCCGGCUUCGGCAACGGCUUCGCCGUCUUCGUCCUCCAAGUCGCCAACUUCCAACUCUGCUACAUGACCCUCUUCUGGAUCUGCGGCGAGAUCGCCGAGACGCCCGAGGAGGUCGUGCGCAUUGCGGGCCUGCUCCGCGCUACCGAGUCCGCCUCGCAGGCCGUGUCGUACGGCCUCUCGAGUAUUCCGUCCUUCGCCAACAUCGGUGGCGCGGCGCUCAACUUGGGCAUGUGGGGCGUCGCGGUCGUCCCCGGGUGGCUCAUCAUCCGCCAGAUUGGGACGAAGUAUGGGAAGCACCUUCGCGAGCGCCACGAAGACCGUAUCGACCAAAAGCUCACCGAGCCGCAGCUGCUCAACGGAAGCGCGUCGAGAUAGUUGAAAGGGACGACGUCAUUUAAUUGUUCGCUUUCUCUGUCAAUAUUGUGUAUCACUAGUUAGAACCUACAGUUGUAGACUCUAGAGCUUGCUGGAGGGAGAUACUUGGGAGUGUUUUGGAUUACUCGCGGCUAUUUCGAAUAUAUGACUACGUCUCCAAAGACUUGACUAUC